Toxorhynchites rutilus septentrionalis is the source of this 1793-nucleotide messenger RNA. It is a transcript of the gene Tmhs, whose product is annotated as LHFPL tetraspan subfamily member 3 protein. Gene Ontology annotation, cellular component: plasma membrane. The coding region runs from base 421 to 1269 and encodes 282 amino acids. The record is from RefSeq and is a predicted model, not a curated record. Lineage: Eukaryota; Metazoa; Arthropoda; Insecta; Diptera; Culicidae. Gene Ontology annotation, biological process: sensory perception of sound. The transcript has 7 exons.
AAAAACUAAAAAAAAUAACAUAGGGCAGGGGUGGAAAAAAGUCUCACUCGCAAGUCAGAGGCUAGCUGAAGAAACCAUCGGAAUGGAUAUGGGGGAAAACCAGUACAAACGAGCGAAGAAUGGAGAAUAAACACAUAUUUUGCGUGUGAAAUUUACAACUCGAAAGUAGUACGGGCCGUUUUCAGGUGGCUGAAAAAAAAAGUGUUUCAAUAGUAGCGAGUGUUUGCGACAGAAGUGCGGCGCUUGAACGCGCACAUUUGCCGAUGGUGUCGCUUGGGAAAUAAUCAAACCCAGCAUUGUGUAGUGUGAGAAAAAUAAUUCAUCAAAUAAGGAAGCGCCCAACAAACGGCCGGCGUAUUUAUUGCAAAGUGAGUGAGUGUUCAGAAGCCGGGAACAAGUUCCAUCCAACCAUCCGAUAUCAUGGGAACCAAGAUAGAAUACGUCGACUCGAGCCAUAUGUACGCUACCAACUACAUCAGGAACUCGAAAGCAAUCGCGGUGCUUUGGGCGAUCUUCAGCAUUUGCUAUGCGAUCAUCAGUGUUGUUGCAUUUGUCACACCUGAAUGGGUUGGAGAUUCAGACUCGGAUACCGGCGGUCGGCUUGGGCUGUGGCAAACUUGUCAGAAAGACGAUCUAAACGACAGUUGUAGCGGUAAAUUGGAGGAUUUGCUUGCAAUGCAAUCAAUUGCUUUCCAGGUGGCCACAGUGUUUUGCGGUUUGGCGGUUGCGACAUCGGUGCUGGCAAUUUGCUGUCUUUUGCUGAUGGCGCUUAUGAAAUCGACUACCGUUUUUCACAUCUGCGGUUGGAUGCAAAUGCUUUCCGCCCUUUGCAUGGUCAUCGCGUGCGUCUCGUUCCCCUUCGGCUGGAAUUCGGAUGAGUUUAGGAAGAUCUGCGGCCCAGAGUCGAACCGAUUCGAGGUUGGUCUCUGCGGGCUACGAUGGGCGUAUCCUCUAGCAAUCAUUGCUUGCAUUGAUGGAUUCAUCCUAGCCACUCUGUCGUUUAUCUUGGCAACCAGACACGUCCGCCUGCAACCAGAGCCGCAGUACCAGAGUAGCAUGUAUAAAGGUGAAAUCAACAACGCCUACGUCACGGAUGCCGUUAGUAUUGCCGGUUCCCGCAAGUCGUUGAACCUGCAGCCGGUCCUGUUGGUCGCACCACCUCAUCAUCACAUGAUGACCGGGAACGACACAAUGUCCAGUCGGACGGCCAGUCGCUACGGUCCCCCACGGCCGGAUUUUCACAGCUCACUGCACCAAUUUCAGCUGUGAUAAAACGAUACACAAUAAUUAAGAACGUAGACCAUAGGUGUUUUGGAGGAAACAUUCUGUUACACUGCUGCUAAUUACCGUUGAGUUCAAAUUUUACUAUACCGAAGAAUAUUUCGAAUUCCCAAAUUGUACGACGAAACGUUACUUCCGUAACACCUUAGUUGUUAGCUUGGAUAACAACCCCAAUUUAUCAACGAUGGCGCGUGUUGCGUUCAAUCGGAAACAAUCUUGCCUGCAAGUCAACGAUUCACGGAGCUGUCGCGAUAGCAGUGCUGGCAGACAGCAGAGCAAAUAACUGCAUUUUAAUUUAUUUUCCAAUUGAAUCACAUCCUUCUGAACAGCAAUGCCAGCAGGUAGAGUAAAUAUAUAUACAAGUGUAUUUCUUUUACCUCACAUUUAAACUCAUCCCUUCAUACCGAGAAGCGAGCAGCCUGCAAUUUCUCUUCUAUUUUAUAAUUUGUUACUUAGAAUUUUAUUUUAGGAUAGAUUUUUAGCAAGAAUUAUACGAAAUUUUAUUUUUCAAA